UUCCCAAUGUCUUCCCUUAUAGAAGCAAAGAACAAAGGAGUUUGUUGAAACCAAAUUUCCCAAAAUAUGUUAGGAUUUAGAUUGCUCUUUAAUUUCUUCUUUUGCCUUUGUAUUUCUUAACUGACUCAAUUUCAUUCAAAAUUCAAUGGAAGAUCUUAACACAUUUGCUGCUGACUGCGUCGUUGUAUCAUGUUGCUGCAACUGUCUUGUUCUCCAAAUCGUGAUCUUCAUCUUCCUUGGGAUUCCUCAAAAACUGAUCAAGAACACAAGAAAAUGUUACACAAAAUGGGGCAUAAACGGAAGAACAAAAAGAAUGGGGCUCGAUUAUGAAUGUCGAGGAAACACCGGGGUCGAUUGGGAAUGGAGAAAAGAGACUCUGAGUAUAGAGAUGGAGGGCUUUGGAUGUAUUGAAGAAGUUGAAGAGGCUUUACAGGAGUUUUCAAAGAAUGGUGAGUUUUUGUUUGGAAGCUUCUGGCGAAAAGAGAGGGUUCAAAACUUGUCAAUGUCAAGUUGUGUUAAUGAAAACUUUGACCUAAAAUUUGUAAGUCGUUAUGAGAUAAUCGAAGAAAAUUUCUACUCCUUGGAUUAUACAUUAACAACUUCACAUAUUGAAAUUAGUGGAAAUAAAAAUAGCCCUUGUAUCCACUAGGUUGGGGUUUUGCUUGUUCCCAACUUCAGAGAUCCGUAUUUUUUCAGCCAUGUUCUGAUCAUCAUAUAGUUAAUAAAU
Molecule: messenger RNA, 727 nt
Organism: Brassica oleracea var. oleracea
Lineage: Eukaryota; Viridiplantae; Streptophyta; Magnoliopsida; Brassicales; Brassicaceae
Exons: 1
Coding region: 146-649 (167 amino acids)
Source: RefSeq, a predicted model, not a curated record